AUGCCUUCCCUCUAUAAAUAUACUGACAUUCCUGAGCCUUUUGACCGCAGACCUCCUCAUGGGGGUGUAAAUUGGAUCGAGAUACCCUCCAACAACCCAGACAAAGCCAGAGAAUUUUAUCAAAGCAUUUUCCCAUCAUGGAAAUUUGAGAACCCUUCGAAAUGCCCACCACAGUUCAUCCAGCUAUUCAAGGUCGAAGAGCCUUCGUACAUGGAAGGCGCAAUUUUGAAAACGAACAAGCAGUCAGUCUCUACCACGAAUGCUUUCAAUGCCGACGCUAUUGGUUGCGUGCCCUCCUUCUUUGCCGAUUCCAUCGACGAGAUACAUGAUAAGAUUCUAUCACUGGGUGGAAAGCUGUGCUGUCCCAAAACAGAUGGUCGCGGCGAUGGAUGGUAUGCAAAGUACUUCGACCUUGAUGGCAACGUGUUCCAAAUAUGGGAAGUGCGCGUCAAAGAAUGA
Messenger RNA from Colletotrichum truncatum, 459 nucleotides. The record is from RefSeq and is a predicted model, not a curated record. NCBI's taxonomy places the organism in Eukaryota, Fungi, Ascomycota, Sordariomycetes, Glomerellales, Glomerellaceae.